AGUCAGAUGCAGAGCUGUCGCCACACUCUGUGACAGGUCAUUGCUGUAAGCUGUUAUGAACAUGAUACUUUUGUAGUAGCGGACUCGGCUGCUGCCACCAUGGGUCAUUAUCUCUUUAAACACACUUGAUGCCCUCACAGCAGGCCAGCUACAACUCCCACAGGCUGGAGGAUGGGGAAUAUAAUGCGAGGUGAGAGUGCCAAGGAGACGAUCAACACAGACAGCUCUUUAAAAGGUCCGGAGGACGACAUGGUAGUGGUGCUUCAGGAUUACCCGUCGCCGGACAUCAGCGAGCCGAUCUACAGGAUGGGGGAGAAGCUCAGACUCAUAGCUCAGGAGGCUUACUGGUGGAGAGUACGCUCCAUCCAAACACAAAAGGAGAACUACAUACCCAACAGCCAUGUGGCAAAAGUGUACCAUGGUUGGCUGUUUGAGGGGGUGGAGAGGCAGAAGGCCGAAGAGCUGCUCAGUUUACCCGGGAACAGAGUGGGCUCCUUCCUGGUGAGGGAGAGCACCAGGGAGAGAGGUCUGUACUCGCUCUCAGUGAAGCACAGGAGUGUAAAGCACUAUCGUAUCUUAAGACUGGACAACAGCUGGUACUACAUCUCCCCUCGCCUCACUUUCCAGUGCCUAGAAGAUAUGAUCAACCACUACUGUGACGCUUCAGAUGGCCUCUGUUGUGCUUUAACCUCCCCCUGUCAGUCGAGCACGACCCCCCCGCCUGACGCAGCCCAUGCAGCUCCACCUGUAGUGAUGAGACGCAACUUUGACUGGAAGAAAAUAGACAGCAAGCAGCUGGUGAGCACAGAGAGCUGCGGCGAAAACAUGGUGAGCUAUGGAGUCAGGAACAGCAUCGCUGCCUACCUGUCCUUUUCUGGGAAUCGAGACCCUGCACAGAUGAGACCCGCCAGCAGGAAGAAAAAGAGUAAAUCUAUGUAUGCUCUCCCUGAGAACGGCCACGGAACCAUUGACUAUGAGGACCUCUAGAGACAGCAGCGGGGUUCAAAGACUGAAAUACCUUCAGGUUGAAGGCAGUAGAGGGCAUCCUUCUCAGCAGCAUCCCAAACCUCGAAGUGUGCUAUAGCUUCUAAUGUGAGCACUUGAAGUACUUUAACAAUAACGCAAAUUGCAUGAGCGCUUACACUUUGACUCACCUAAUAAGAUGGAACUUUAUGGAGUUGAACUGGACGAUGGUGCAAUUGAACUGCGGUGUGUAUUCUGGACGAGUCAUGAUCACAAACAGCCGGCAUUAGGAGAGCGAAGAACAAUGUUAUGGGUAUUGUUUGGUAAUUAUAUUAUUAAUAUUUGUGUGUGUAUAUGAGUAUUUGUGGCUUUCAAACUAUUCCCAGUGUUCUUAAUAAAUGUGAUAUGGUUAAAAAGCAA
Messenger RNA from Trematomus bernacchii (emerald rockcod), 1383 nucleotides. RefSeq names its product Src like adaptor 1a (gene sla1a). The coding region runs from base 172 to 987 and encodes 271 amino acids. The record is from RefSeq and is a predicted model, not a curated record. NCBI's taxonomy places the organism in Eukaryota, Metazoa, Chordata, Actinopteri, Perciformes, Nototheniidae. Gene Ontology annotation, molecular function: protein binding. The transcript has 8 exons.